Molecule: messenger RNA, 1677 nt
Organism: Colletotrichum chrysophilum
Lineage: Eukaryota; Fungi; Ascomycota; Sordariomycetes; Glomerellales; Glomerellaceae
Exons: 4
Coding region: 1-1677 (558 amino acids)
Molecular function (GO): oxidoreductase activity; copper ion binding
Source: RefSeq, a predicted model, not a curated record
AUGUACAAACACUCGCUUUUGGGGUGCGCUGCACUCCUCUUCCCUGCCUUGACGGCCGCCGCUCCCUCUCUCAUCGAGAAGCGUCAAGACUGUGUCUUCGACUCUGCCACCAACCCUUCCUGCUGGGAUGGCACCUACGAUCUCAACACCAACUGGUACGAGGAGGCUCCCAACACCGGAGUCAUCCGUGAGUACUGGUUCGACAUUACCAACACCACCGCCGCUCCCGACGGUGUCGAGCGCAUCGUCCUCGCCGUCAACGGAUCCGUUCCUGGCCCUACCAUCAUUGCUGACUGGGGUGACACUGUCGUCGUUCACGUGAGAAACUCCAUGCAGAACAACGGCACAUCUCUUCACUUCCACGGUAUCCGCCAGAACUACACCAACGAGGCCGACGGUGUUGCUUCCAUCACUCAGUGCCCGACUGCUCCCGGCGACUCCAUCACCUACACUUGGCACGCGUCUCAGUAUGGCUCUUCUUGGUACCACAGCCACUUUGCCCUCCAGGCCUGGAACGGUCUCUUCGGUGGUAUCAUUGUCAACGGCCCUGCUUCCGCCCCCUACGACGAAGAUCUCGGCACCAUCAUGCUCAGCGAUUGGUUCCACCAGACCAGUGACGAGCUCUACCCCACCGCAGCCACCAACGGUCCCCCUACCGCCAACACCGGUCUGAUCAACGGCACGGGCAUGUACAACGGCGGCGGCUCCCGCUUCACCACCAACUUUGAGGCUGGAAAGUCCUACCGCAUGCGCCUGGUCAACGGUGCCAUCGACACCAUGUGGAAGUUCAUGAUUGACAACCACACCCUGGAGGUCAUCUCUGCCGAUUUCGUCCCCAUCAACCCUUACAACACCUCCAGCAUCUCCAUCGGUAUCGGCCAGCGCUACGAUGUCAUCGUUCGUGCCAACCAGGCUACUGACAACUACUGGCUGCGCGCCGUCCCCGAGCUCACCUGCUCUUCCAACGAGAACACCCUCGACAUCAAGGGCAUCGUCCGCUACGACUCCUCCUCCACCGCCGACCCCACCACCGAGAUCGGCACCUACAUGGACAACUGCCUGGACGAGUCCAUGUCUGACCUGGUCCCUGUUGUUGCUAUCGAGGCCGGCCAGCAGACUUACGAUGAUACCCUCACUGUCGGUCUCCAGGUUGUCAGCAGCCAGUUCAAGUGGACCCUGAACAACAGCACCUUCCUUUCCGACUGGGGCUACCCUACUGUUGAGCAAGUCAUCGACGGCAACGACACCUACUCCACCCAGCAGAACAUCGUUCACCUCGACCAAGCCAACGUCUGGGUUCACUUCAUCAUCCAGAACCCCAUUGGUCUCGCCCACCCCAUCCAUCUCCACGGUCACGACUUCUGGAUUCUUGCCCAGGCCACCGGCACCUACGACUCUUCCGUCACUCUGCAGACCACCAACGCUCCCCGCCGCGAUGUCGCCAUGCUUCCCGCCUCUGGCUACCUCGUCAUUGGUUUCUACACUGACAACCCGGGCACCUGGCUCAUGCACUGCCACAUCGGCUGGCACACUUCCCUCGGCUUCGCCCUCCAGCUCAUCGAGCGCCCCGACGAGAUCGGCGCCCUCUACAACCAGGACACCCUCAACAGCACUUGCGCCAACUGGAACGCCUACGCCCUCGAGGACUCCGUCCACCAGGAGGACUCUGGUGUCUAA